UUUGAGCUCACCGGUGUCUUCGCUCGCAUCGGACCCUAAACUCAUUUGGACGUUUUGGAGUCUGAAGUAGCCCACUCUUCUGCCUUCACUGAUAUACAAUGAGCAGUCCAAAUCCUCAGAUUGCUGACGAUGCGCUGCCCUCCCAAAAUCCAAGCUUGGUGGGGCAUCAACAAUGCGAAGACCAACAAAACAUGCAUUUUGAUUCUCAAUCUUCCAAAACCCUAAUUGUGGAUGAUCAAGAUCCUGAAAAUCUUACCCAGCAGGAUGCGAGUAAUCCUGAAGAAGUUGCUCAAGAAUCUGAAAACCCACGGGAUUCUCUCGUGGAAGUCCAGACCGAUACUCAAAACGGGGACGACGUAGAUGCCACUUCGGUUCUCUCUCCCCGGCAUGCUGAUACCAGCGUCUCUGUCUCUGAAACAUCUGCUCGUCGAGGCCCGAAGCGGAAGAGAAUGGGGCACAAGCGGACUGCUCAGGAAAAGAAGUCCCGGGAGAAGUUUCAGGUACUCGUUGAAACUCUAAAACCCAUACCGUUUGUACCGGUAAAAACUCUCGACUUUACGAGCCAUGAGACGCUCUUGCGGCGACUUGGGCUGUGGGAUUUCGUUCAUAUUGAGUUCGAUAGAAAUAUUCGGAGCGAUCUUGUCGCGCAACUGAUUGCCGGUUAUACCCCGCCUUCGCGUUCCAGUUAUGUGAAUGGGAUGAGGAUUAUGGUGAACCGGGCUGACUUGGGCCGUGCUUUGAGGUUGCCAGUGAAGAAGCCUGUUGUUACAGAUGAUGUUUUGGAGACGCUAGACUUGGCAGAAUCUAUAUCGUUUAUUGAAGAAGUCGUGUCAAAUUGGAUGCUUUUGCAUGAGGAUGCCUAUAUUAUGCCUACUGAGGUUUUGACUUUUACUAAGAUGAUCAAGGAGGGGCACUUGGAGAAGGUUGAUUGGGCGGGAUUGAUAUGGCAGAUGGUUGAAAAAGAAUUGAAAAACCCACAGUUGGUAAAUUGUUACUAUGCAUCACAUUUGCAGCAGUUAAUUAAGGUACAGCGGGAGGAGUUUCUAAGAGAAGAGCCUAAGGUGGUGAUUGGGGUGAAGGACGAGGAAGAGGAAGAGGAAGAAGAUGAUGACGGGGGUGGUGAUCUGAAAAUGAGUGGAGUUGAGGAUGGGAGUGGUGAUUUGAAAUUGGGUGGAGCUGAGGAUGGUGGCGGUGAUCCAAAAUCAGGUGGAGUAGAGGAUGGUGGUGGUUAUGCAAAAUUGGGUGGGGUCGAGGAUGGUGGCGGUGAUCUAAAAUCGGGUGGAGUCAAUGAUGGUGGUGGUGAUCUGAAAUUGGGCAGGGCUGAGGAUGGAGAUGGUGAUUCAAAAAUGGGUGGAGCUGAGGAUGGGGGUGGUCACACAAAAAUGGGCGGAGCUGAGGAUGGCAGUGAUGAUUUGAAAAUGGGCGGAGCUGAGGAUGGGCGCGGUGAUUUGAAAAUGGGCAGAGCUGAGGAUGGGUGCGGUGAUUUGAAAAUGGACAGAGCUGAGGACGGGGGCAGUGAUUUGAAAAUGGGCGGAGCUGAGGAUGGGAGUGGUGAUUCAAAAAUGGGCGGAGCUGAGGAUGGGAGCGGUGAUUCAAAAAUGGGCGGAGCUGAUGAUGGGAUGGGUGAUUCAAAAAUGUGUGGAGCUGAUGAUGGGAGUGGGGAUUCAAAAAUGGGCGGAGCUGGUGAUGGGAGUGGGGAUUCAAAAAUGGGCAGAGCUGGUGAUGGGAGUGGGGAUUCAAAAAUGGGAGGAGCUGAUGAUGGGAGUGGUGAUUUGAAAAUGGGUGGAGCUGAUGAUGGGAGUGGUGAUUUGAAAAUGGGCGGGGUUGAUGAUAGUGAUUUCAGAAUGGGUGGAGUUAACUGUGGACAACGAGCCCAAGAGUUGGAGGAACACAACAUUGAACUGAGUCUUGGGCAAGACAAUGUUGAAAAGGUUGAAGUAGAAAAGGAGCAGGAUGUAGGUGAACACAUCAUGAAUGUUGAGGAGUUUAAGGAAAAAGAACCUAGACAAUGGCUUUUGGAUAGGAAGGACAAUUCAAUUGUCAUGGAUAUCGAGGAGCUUAAGGAAGAGGAACCUGGACAGUGGCUUUUGGAUAGGAAGAAUAAUGUGGGUGAGCCCUUUCUGCGGCAAUGUAGUUUCAGUGAUGUGAAGGAAGAGGGAGAAGGUCCAGAUGGGGGAGAAGAUGAGGGAGAGGAGGAGGAGGAGGAGGAAGAGGAGGUUGAAGAAGAUGAACACGAGGGAGGGUACCAUCUACCAUCUAAGUGUAUAUCUUUGGAGGGAAUGUCUUCAGGGAGUCUCAUGCAUGCAAUGGAAGCAGGACAAAUGCCUUUUAAUUCUGGCAUUGAACUUCGUGAUAAUUCUAUUGGAGAUUUUCUUACUUCUAGAGAAGACGGUCAAAUGCUUUCUGGGACAUCCCUUUUUAAUAAUGGUCACAAAAGAGAUAUUGGCCAGGAUAAUAAUAACUCUCAUCAUUCUCUAAAUGGUACCAACAAGCGGCUUAGAAGUGACAGCCCAUGGAAUGCUAAACCAGUUGACUUUGAGAUGUGCAUGGAGCAAAUAGAACAUUGGAUGGGCAAAGCUAGAAUGAUGUAUGGAGCGAAAGAACAGUCUUGUGAAGAUUUAAACAUGAAUCAACAACUCUUGCUGAAUGAGCUGCAGAAGCGGAAUAGCAUGAUUGAUAAUUUGCACAAAGCAAAUAUGGAUGAGAGUCAGAAGAGGCAGAUGGAGGUAUAUCGGCUAGAGAAGGAACUUUAUAUGAUGUCAAACCUCUUGGAUGGUUACAGAAAGGCCUUAAAGGAAACACAGAAGGCUUUUGCUGAAUAUAGAGCUCGAUGUCCACAAGCUGAUGAACCCCUUUACAAGGAUGUACCUGGGUCUGGGGGUCUUGUUCUGAGUGUGAUGGAACUGGAAAAGGAACGUCUGAAGCAAGAAGAAGAACAAAGGAUGAAGCGAUUGAUGAUUGAAAAGAAAUUGAAAGAUUUUGAAGGAGGCUGGAUUACUAAACUUGAAGAUCAUCUGAAUGGAAUUGAGUUGCUGGGUAAUAGGUUGCUGGUUAUUGAAGAUCAAGUAAAAGAUUUGAAUGCAAAAUGCAAGGUUUCAGAUCCUCCGGAAUGUCCUCCGAGUGAAGAAGAUCCUCCAGAAUGUCCUCCGAGUGAAGAAGAUCCUCCAGAAUGUCCUCCGAGUGAAGAACAAACAGCUUAGGUGGGUUUAACCUUUCCGUUCAUGUCAUAUAGAAGCAACUCAUGUUUAAAGUUCAAUGAACGUCCCUUUGUUCAUAGUGUACAAAGUUUACUAUUUAAGCUGGAUCUAUAAACUGCAGAAUUUUCUUACAUGUGAUUUUGUGACCCAGAUUACAAGCUUUGGCAAUUUCUGAUUGUUCAUUUAUGCGCAAUGUUUAUCAUAUAUGCAUAUGGUUCAAUAUCUUCAAUUAUUAUUCA
Neltuma alba is the source of this 3436-nucleotide messenger RNA. RefSeq lists its product as uncharacterized. The record is from RefSeq and is a predicted model, not a curated record. The coding region runs from base 99 to 3200 and encodes 1033 amino acids. NCBI's taxonomy places the organism in Eukaryota, Viridiplantae, Streptophyta, Magnoliopsida, Fabales, Fabaceae. The transcript has a single exon.